Molecule: messenger RNA, 5819 nt
Organism: Dicentrarchus labrax (European seabass)
Lineage: Eukaryota; Metazoa; Chordata; Actinopteri; Moronidae
Gene: lsm14aa
Product: LSM14A mRNA processing body assembly factor a
Exons: 10
Coding region: 169-1695 (508 amino acids)
Biological process (GO): cytoplasmic stress granule assembly; P-body assembly
Cellular component (GO): P-body
Molecular function (GO): mRNA binding
Source: RefSeq, a predicted model, not a curated record
GUCUCGUUAGCCCCCGCGCUCAGAGCCGUUCGAUGGAGGAGGCGGUAGCCAUGUUGUAGCGGUGAGAAGAGCACAAGCCCGAUAAAGUAGGAGCAGACUCGGUACUGUUAGCCCCACGGCCCGGAGGACCCGUCCGUUCUGAUCCCGGUCCGGACCCCAGAAGACACCAUGAGCGGCGGGACGCCCUACCUGGGCAGCAAGAUCAGCCUGGUGUCGAAGGCCGCGAUCCGCUACGAAGGCAUCCUGUACACCAUCGACACCGAGAACUCCACCGUCGCCCUGGCUAAAGUGCGCUCCUUUGGGACAGAGGACCGGCCCACCGACAGGCCCAUCCCCCCUCGAGAUGACACCUUCGAGUACAUCAUCUUCAGAGGCAGCGACAUCAAGGACCUGACUGUGUGUGAGCCGCCCAAACCAACAUGCUCCCUCCCUCAGGACCCCGCUAUCGUCCAGUCGUCCAUGAGCUCCAGCUCCUCGUCUUCUGCCGCCGCCCCGACCUCGUUCCAGUCCGCCGGUUCCUACGGCCUCUUCAACCGGGCUCCAGUUCCUGCCUACAACCAGUUCAGCGCCAGUCCCCUGGUUUCCCCUCAGUUUGGACCAGUUGGUGUUGGCCGCAGCAGCCCCAGCCUGGACCCUCUGAGGAAGAGCCCCACCCUGGAGCAGGUGAUCCAAACUGCCCCGUCAGCGCCGACCGCCGCCACCACCACCACUCCGGCCCCCGGCCUGGGACGCAGGAGCCCCACCCAGGGUCGCACAGCCCCCUCUGGCGCCGGUCAGGGUGGCCAGAAGAUCCAGCACCAGGAUGUCGCGGACACAAGGAGGGGUGAGACUGUCAGGGGAGGCCGCAGCAGCCAGGGCUGGUCUGCACCCCGAACCAUCUCCGCCUCUCACCUCAGUGCUGUAGAUAGGGCUCCCACUGCAGGGCUUACCCACUCUAUCUUUAGCCACGCAGGCACGGACGUCCCGAAAGUCCCCAAACCAGAGUCUGAGCAGGCGCGAGCUGAAGUCAGGGAUACCAGUAAACGUUCCACAGUGGCUGCAGGCGCUCAGGCUAACCGGCGUGGGCGAGGGGGCGGACAUCGUGGCCGAGGACGCUUCAAUGUUCGCCGAGACGGACCCAUGAAGUUUGAGAAAGACUUUGACUUUGAGAGCGCCAACGCCCAGUUCAACAAGGAGGAGAUCGACAGAGAGUUUCAGAGCAAGCUGAAGCUGAAAGAUGAGAAGACGGAGAAAGCGGAGAAAGCGGUGAACGGAGAGGAAAAGGCCGACUCUGGUGUGGAAACCCAGAACAGCGAGAGCAACGCAGACGAGGAGGGCGACCCGCUCGGCCCCAACUGCUACUACGACAAGUCCAAGUCCUUCUUCGACAACAUCUCCUGUGACGACACCAGGAAAGCAAAUGAAAAGUCUGGAGGCUCUGUUUUCCCAAGGGAGCGAAGGCAGACCUGGGCGGAGGAGAGGAGGAUGAACGCCGAGACGUUCGGCAUCCCUCUUCGUCAGGGUCGAGGACGCGGAGGGUACCGCGGACGUGGCGGUAUGGGCUUCCGCGGAGGUCGGGGUCGUUCGGCCAGCCGAGGGUCCUUCGGGCCGCCACAGGGAGCCGGCGGCUUCAGGGGCGGAUACAGAGGAAACCAGGCUGGUCGGGAGUUCGCCGACUUAUCAGCAUACAGGAAGGACAACAAAGUGGCUGCGUAGUCUCAGUGGGAGGUGGAACUUCUUCACGCUUCCAUGGAUAAAACAUAGUUUGGGUUGCUAUUUUGUUGACUAAAAUAAUGAAGAUUGUCUACUAGUUGUAUAUUUGUCACCAGCACUGGGGUAGACUGCUUGAAUACAACGAUGGAAACAACAACAACAACAACAACAACGCAGUUUAUCGGGGGAAAAAAGAAAAAAAAAAAACAUUUUAAAAAGUCCAAAUCUCUUCAAAGUAAUUUCCAGGUGGCUGAAUUAAUUAUAUAUAAAUGUCGUCAUAUUUCAGAGGGGUGUUUUUUGUUUUACGAUGAAUGAUCUUCCCGGCUUCUUUCCUGAAACCUGUCUUUGAUAUUUUGUUAGCUGUCGAAGGUCCUCACUGACGUAGCUUUACUGGGGGGGGGGGUAACGUAAGUUCAGCACCAAACAGAGUCUCAGUCACACCUUUCUAACAUGUAUUUUUCUACUAUUACAUAGACUUCCUGCUGUUAUGUAGUCAGCCCGCUCACUAUCACGUCUGUCCCUCACAGAUUCACCUAAAACCGCUUUUCUGUUUCUGUCCACCUUUAAGUGUUUCGUUAACGGUGUAAAGACUCUUCACUCAGUGUUGUAGUGUAGGGAGCUGGUGGUAGACGUGUGUACUCGGCUGGUUUUCGUGGUAGUUUUUACUCUCAGUCCACGAGCUAACGUCGGAGGUCAUAGGUCAAAUAUUUGUACUUCUUUUCCUGUGAUUAACUUCAUUCAUGAGUCGCUGGUACUUACAGGUGCUGCAGUUAGUUAGAAAAAGGCUUAAAAUCUAUCUGAACUCGCUUUAAGCUUCCUCGCUGAUGGGUACGGAAGAUUUACAAUUCCUAAAGUAAAACAAAUUGAGUGAAAUGCAAUACACAGUUUUGUAUGUUUCCUUUUUAUGUAUGCAUUGACUCAUAAUUUAAUGUAUGUUUAAAUUAUGUAGUGUCUUUAAUAAAUUAGUUUUUCACAUUAAAAUAAAAUCACAACACAGAAACCUAAAUAAAGAGGUGUCAUAUAGCCCUAAUAUAUAUAUUAUAUUUAAACAAUAUUUGUGUUGUAUAUAUUUCACACAUACAAAUAGACAAUAAUAAUUACAAUGAAAUAUAUACUCGUGGUUUUCACAAUAAAGGAAAAUAACUUUUUACAUAUUUAACAAAUGAGAACAAAGAAAGUGUAGAAAUGUAGAAAAACAAUUAUAAAAUAACCACCUCAACAGAACGCUAUAGUUAGCUAGCUAAUCUACAUGAAUCGUUAACCAGCUGGUUACGUCUGAUCCAUGAUGUUAAAAUACGAAAUGGAUGCUAAUUAGCUGGCUAACGAUUAAUGGAGAUUACCUAACUAGUUAGCUAGCAUUUAGCUAACAUUAGCUGAGAUUGUACAGUGAAAUAAUCCAUCUUCACUUCAUUUUAUGUUUUUAUUUGGAAAAUUAACAUCACAAAGAAAAACAAGUUUCAGUUGUUAAAGACAAAGUUAAUAAUUAUCCUUUUAACAUUAUUGAAUUAUGACACUAAGAACAUAAAAUAACUUGUUUUCACUUUAUUUCGGAGCAGGAUUUGUUUUAAUUGAGGCAUUAUAAAUCUUCCGUAGUGUUUUUACUCACUCGUAUGUUCUUUGUCGGGCUGCUUCAUGAGACACACUAAUUUAUAUUUCUCUGCAUCUUUGGACCUUAAACACAUUUAAUCCAGCUGUUACAGAGAAUCUGUCGCUCGGCACUGCCCGGUGGUCGGCAGCCCGCUAACGCCACAGGAAGUGAUGUCAACUAUAAAUACACAAUAAGACUAGAAAAACCAGCUGGCUGUCUGCGUUUAGUUUUCUAGCAAUAUUCAGAUUAUGGUUGAGGUUAUGGAGGAUCUGACAUGAUUUAAGUACUUCAGGAAACGUUUUUGGAACUUUUGGAAACCUGAUAAAAGAUUUUCUGUCCUGAGGUUCAUUGAAGACUCACAGUAACACUAGUUACUAGUUAAACUAGUUAAACUAGUUAAUCAUCAGUCUUUCACAUAUUCUGGGUUCGUUUUCAUCAGAGAAAAGUAUGAAAAUGUUCUUUCCAGCUAAUUUUCUAAAGUGUUUUCUGGCAUUGGAUCUGUAUUGACCCCGGUCGGUUUUCGGACUCCACGACGACAAAACCCCCCAAAACUAUUGUUAUAAAUUCCUAUUGACCUGCAGAGCUACCUGUUAAAGUACUUAAUCGUGCUCAGGAAAUGUAGUUUUUACUCGAGUCGCCUUAAAGCUGCAGGAUGAGCGCUGGUCCACGAUGAGAGAGGAGAUUUGAACAUUAAGGCACCAAACAGUUUGUGGGAGCUUUGAGUUGGAUACAACAAGAAAACCUGCAGUUCACAGGCAGAUGGAUCAAUAAACCAAGUUUCCAUAUUCAAUCAUUAGUUGUAUUGAACGAUGGAAGGAAGUCGAUUAAUUGAUAAAUUAAUAAUUAAAGACUGAAUAAGGAAAUAUAAUUAUUAAUUAUUCUUUCUGAAACAAAGUAAAUAAUAUAAAUUAACUGACUCUUACUAAGCCCCGCCCCUUUUUGCUCUGUGCUCCAAUCACAGUUGAGCAUAUGCGAUUCUAUAAAAGACGUAAAUAUAGCCACAUCUUACGUUAGCUAACGUUAGCCAGCUAGCUAUAUCUGAAAGCUAAUCUAAAUAAAUUAGUUAGCUUAGUUUCGCUAACAUUAGCUAACUUAAGAUGUGAUUAUAUAUUUACGUCUUUUAUCUUCGAACCGUUUUCAUAAUGAGGUCAUCUUUCCAACAUAGAUUAGCCUAGCGUAGCAUAUCUGAGUACAGGAAAGGAGGAAGUUGAUCACGGCUUGCUCAACUCUGAUUGGAGCACAGAGCAAAAGAGGCGGGGCUUAGGAAGGGUCAAGUUUUCUUAAAUCAGUUAAUUGAUUAUAGUUCAGCUCUGUAUGUUUUCAUCCAUCUCCAUAAAAUCAGACGAAGUUCAGACACUCUGAUGUCCAAACUGCCUGAAAGCUUUUAUCUUUUCUUGACGUGUCCAAACGACUCGGUACCGUCGAGUCCGGGACAGAAACCGGUUUGUUUUUACAGAAACGUGUCAGAUGGUUUUUCAGCAGGAAUCAUCUCGAUUACAGACGGCAGUGGUUCUCAACAUGCUCAUCAACAAGACUAAUCAAACAUUAGAGAAGCUUCUGGCAGAGCCGGAUACCCAGUCCGGGACCGGGACCGGACCGGGACCCUCAGAGGGGCUGGAAGGACCCGCUGGGUUAAUGCUGCACCAGUAAAACACAACAGCCUUAAAGGAAUAGUUGGUGAAAUCAUCUCUCUGAAACUAAUGAUUGAUUCCACCUUAAAUGUGAAGCUGCAGUUGGUUAGCUUAGCUUAGCAUAUAGACUGGAAACCGGGGGGGGGCACUAGCCUGUUAAUCUGUACAAAGAACUGUAUUUUAUUCCCUUUGAACAGAACCAGGCUAGCUGGUUCCCCAAGUUUCCAGUCCUUAUGCUAAGCUAACUCCCAUAUUUGUCCCUUUCAAGUCUUUAUGCUAAGCUAAUGUGCCUGUUUCCUCUUGUUUCCAGUCUCUAUGCUAACAAAGCUGUAUCUUCAUGUCGUCUUUAUGCUAAGCUAACAUAGCCGUUUCCCCAUGUUCCAGUCUUUACGCUAAGCUAAUGUAGCUGUUCCCCCUGUGUCCAGGUUUUAUGCUAAGCUAACUCAUCUGUUUCCCCAUGUCCAGUCUUUUAUGCUAAGCUAAUAUCCCUAUGCUAAGCUACCAGCUGCUGGCUGUAGCUUUAUAGUUAGCGUACUGAGUGAACUGUUCCUUUAAGACUUUAUGGUACAUUUUACUGAAUCGGGUUCUUUGUAUAGAACCGAUCCACAGACUGGGAGAAGUGGGACAGGUGGGUUCUGCGUACUGGUUUUGGCCCGUUUGAGGUUCCUGUGAGGAAGGUUGAGAACCACUGAGGUGUUUGGAUGUUUGUCGACACACAGAACACUACAUGAUGCAUCAGGAGGCGGAGAGUGGGCGGAGUCCCGUUGGCUCGCCGUCCUCCAGCUUCCUUUAACACUCUGGAGUCACAGCCACUCGUUCUGUGUUUGAACCCAGCAUGGCGUCCUCCUCUGUGGGCCUCAGUGGACUGGGGUUUUUAUUAAGAGCAAAUAAUAAACUGUUGUUCAUUA